Molecule: messenger RNA, 1387 nt
Organism: Macrobrachium nipponense
Lineage: Eukaryota; Metazoa; Arthropoda; Malacostraca; Decapoda; Palaemonidae
Product: endoribonuclease CG2145-like
Exons: 5
Coding region: 116-964 (282 amino acids)
Molecular function (GO): RNA endonuclease activity
Source: RefSeq, a predicted model, not a curated record
ACGUCUUCCCAGAAAAGGACUGAGAACGGUAUGCCCAGUGCAAUUUAGGCAACCCACGUACAGCCACUCUGGAGUGGAAAGCCCUCAGGGAAACAACUCUUCAAACUCCUCAGGCAUGAUACCCCACUUUCUCCUCCUUUGCCUUCUACUCGAAGGUGUAGUUUCGGAGCAGUUAAGAGGCAUUCCUCGUUUGAAGGAUGUGACAAAAAGAAAUCGACUUGCGCACGGAAAAUCAACAAGUUGCAACGACCCAAACCUGACUUUCUCAGACGUUGCCGAGAAGCUCAUUCAGCUGGACGUGGGAAGCAGUGUUCCCGCCAUCAACCCAAGGAAACGGUGUUCUUCAUGUAAUCCUUACACAGAACCGCUGUUUCGUUCUCAAGAUUCACGAUUCCAGGACAGAGAUACAGUGAACAAACUAAGAGAACUGUUGGAUAAAGACCUGACAAAGGCCGAAAGACAUCAAGAUGCCUUCCUUGACACCAUCGUGGGCACGGAGGUCAUGUGCUGUUUGGCAGAUUACCUCAAUGCAAAAGAUCGUCACAACAUAGUUCUGAGGGAUGUCCUUGACGACUUCUGGUUUACUAAGUACAGACGAGGCAGUGGAUACUCGACAGGAUUUGGACAUGUGUUUCAGGGGGAGAUGAAAAAAACCAAGGUAUCAGGAUUACACAACUGGGAAGCAUUACAGAAGAAAGGUUACCGAUUUUGCUUCGAGGACGUCAUCGAAUUAGAUCACAAGGGCUACGUCGUUCAGAUGAGGCUCCAGAAAGGUGACCAACUCAAGACCGUCUUUGUCGGAACCACACCUGAACUGGAGAUGGCCCUCUACACUCUCUGCUUCAGCUUCAGGAAGUCCCAGAAGAGACACGAGUGCCUCCUCCGGGAGAGAAACUUUUCUAUCAUUACAUUCAAGAACAGAAAAGAAGUCAUUGAAGCAUCUUACCCACAGAUAAAAUGCUAAGGCAGAAAAAGGGUAUUGGCAUAGAUGCUGACUACGUCAUCAAUCGAGGAUUACUUGUAUUUACUGAUACAUCUAAAAACAUAUUUUCAUUCAGAAGGCAGAUUAAGAUGAAGUCUUACGUUCACAAACAUUGAACAUUACCUAAAGAAGAAAUCAAUUUCUUUCCCCAAGGCCAUUUAGGAUAGGAUCCUCGAAGUUCUUUUAUUGACCAUUUCCCUAAAGUUUCAGAUGAGUUCUGGAGUAUUUUGUCCAAUAAAUUUUGAUUAAAGCAGAGCUAACACAAGAAGGUGUUAUGGAACGAUAUAUUCAGUAUACACAGCAACAACUAUCCUUAUGGGGUGAUGUAGAUUUAAAAUGUAAGCAAAUGCCCACAAGGACAGAUGUUACAUAAUUUCGAUUUGAAGAGAUUUCUGGAUUUAAAUU